AUGGCGUCGCAAGAUUGCGAGGCAGCAGCGUCGUCGAGGGCGGCAGCGGAGGAGCAGAAGACGGUGAGGGUGGCGGCGUCGUCGAGGGCGAAGAAGAAGGAGCAGAAGACGGUGAGGGUGGCGGCGUCGUCGUCGAGGGCGGAGAAGGAGGAGCAGAAGGAGGAGCGGAGGACUGUGAGGGUGACGAGCAACGACGGGGAGGAGUUCGAGAUGGAUGAGGCGGUGGCGCGGGGGUCGGUAAUGCUGCGGCAUAUGAUGGAGCUCGGCAUCGCCUUGGACGGCGUCACGCUGCCGAUAGUGAGCGGCGAGAUCCUCGCGUUGGCGGUCUCGUACCUCAGGUUCCACCGCGACUAUGACGACGGCGGCUCUGGCUAUGGCUAUGGCUAUAGCUAUGGCUAUCACAGCGAAAGUGAAGACACAGCACUCACGAAUUUCGAUAGAGACCUCGUCAAGCAACUCGACCAAGCCACCCUCCUCGAUCUCCUCGCUAAAUCUGGCAACUAA
Messenger RNA from Ananas comosus (pineapple), 504 nucleotides. Its product is annotated as SKP1-like protein 4. Gene Ontology annotation, cellular component: nucleus; cytoplasm. The transcript has 2 exons. The coding region runs from base 1 to 504 and encodes 167 amino acids. Lineage: Eukaryota; Viridiplantae; Streptophyta; Magnoliopsida; Poales; Bromeliaceae. Gene Ontology annotation, biological process: SCF-dependent proteasomal ubiquitin-dependent protein catabolic process. Gene Ontology annotation, molecular function: cullin family protein binding. The record is from RefSeq and is a predicted model, not a curated record.